AUGGCACCCAAGAAGCCUGCUGCGACGGCCGAAGUUGCCCUCACCCCCCUCAAGAACUGUCUUGUUAAUCUACCGCCGUCGCUGGUCGCUCUGCUGGUCAAUGCAAACACGACUGCUCAGAAUGUCAUUAUCGAAUUACAAUAUAAAUCGACCUCCGGAAAGGCCAAUGGAGUUCCUCCGCAGCAGUCAUGCUUCCUCGGUUGGACGGGUAUGCCGAGCAAGCGUAGGCUUGCGCCUGUCGUUGGCAGAAACGGUAUCAACAGUGGAUAUUCCAGGGAGCAGGACAUAUCAACCAUUGAGCUUGACACUACUUUCGGACGACUUCUUGGUCUCACAGAAGGGCAGAAGGUCGGAUUGUUCAUCCACCUCGAUCCACCCGUUGCACAUACGAUAAACAUUGAGCCAUUGACACCAGAAGACUGGGAGAUCAUUGAACUCCACGCCACAUUCUUGGAACUUAACCUCUUAUCACAAAUUCGCGCUCUACCCAAUCCUACAUACAAUGCAGGGCAAUCGGUGCAUAUGCACCCACUCGCAUUACAUCUCUCUCCCACAUCUACCGCCAAUAUUGUCGUUACUUCUCUUACGCCCGCUCCCUCAGACACCUCCCCUUUCGCCAAGAUCGCGCCGGAUGCAGAAGUCAUAGUGGCCCCCAAAGUUCGAUCCAAGACAACCAAAAGCUCUCGGGCAGAUAGCCGCAGUGCUACUGGUAGCAGCAGGAAGAGUGCUGGGGGCAGGAGUGCUUCAAGCACUGUACGCCCAAAGAGUGGUCGAUCCGACUCCAGCACACGAGGCUCUCUUUACUUGAGAGGCGUGGACCGCUCAGCGACCGCUCAAUACUUUGAUGGGGAAGUAGAAGAUGAUGCAAAUGAGGGCCUCCGUAUUUGGGUUGAUCCGGACCUGCUGGUCAGCCAUGAGCUGCGUGGGGCGACUUGGGCAUGCGUGUCGGUUGUCCAGCCAUCCGGUCUCAAAUCCCCACCAGAUCCCCAACAACAACUUGCUCAAGCCGAACAGCAAAAGUCCAAUGAUGCCGGCGCCCCUACAACCAAGAUCGUAGCUAAAUUGUUUCCGUGGGAGGAGGCUCCGGACAAUCGGCAUGUGGCAAUGUCCACCUUGUUGUGCACGGCCCUUGGUGCGGAGAGCAUGGUUGGAGGGAUUCUCCGAGUCGAAGCAGCACCCCCACAGCUGCAUCGCUCGGCAGUCAAGACUCUCAAAGUUUAUCCUUUCAUAACCGAUGCUUCAAAGAAGAAGGACGGGCUGAAGUUCGGUGCUGACACCACGGCAUCUCGGGAUGCCCUAGCCGAGCGUCUUAAAGUCAUCUACGGCAGCACUGGGUCCGACACCGGGCUGUUUUCGGGGGCUUUGACAGAUGGAAUGAUUAUACCCAAAUCCGAGAAUCAUCCUUCGGUCUCUUCGUUUGAUGGUGCUAUUCUUCGCUUUGAUCCUCCUUUGAAGGGGUCUUCGGAUGAAACAAAGUCAAUGUUCGGGUGGUUGCUGGGCUCAGAAGCGAAGCUGAACGUUGAAGUCCAAGCUGAAAUCUCCAAACCAUUUGACACUAGUUCAUCAACGCUACCUAUGGAGGACCCUCUCCCAGAAGCUGCUCCUCAAUUGGUAGGGAUUGAUUCUAUCAUUGAACAGUCAUUGAACAACCUAACAAAAUCCUCGUCUAUCUUGCUUACCGGCGGUCUUGGUGCUGGUAAAACAGCCCUUACCCAUCUACUGGCCCAUCGCUUAAGACGUGAUCAUCUCUUCAAUGUGAAGUAUUUCUCCUGCCGCAAGCUUGUCACAGAUGAAACACGUAUUUCCAACAUCAAAGAGACACUGAAUCGCCUCUUCAUGUCCGCGUCAUGGUGUGCACGUCUUGGCGGUCAGUCAGUUGUGAUCCUUGAAGAUCUAGACAAGCUUUGCCCAGCGGAGACUGAAUUGCAAGUGGGUGGAGACAAUGGCCGCAGUCGCCAGAACAGCGAGGUUAUCUGCUCUAUGGUUCGAGAGUAUUGCGCUCUGAAUUCCUCGGUUGUGCUACUGGCUACUGCCCAGGCCAAAGAGUCUCUCAACAAUGUUAUCAUCGGCGGCCACGUCGUCCGUGAGAUUAUCAACAUGAGAGCUCCUGAUAAGGAAGGACGACGAAGAGUUUUGGAAAAACUUACUAGCGACGAUAAACCUACAGAAAGCUCAAACGGGCAUGUGAGGGCUGCAAGCUCCUCAACACAAGACUCAUGGUUGGACCCUUCAAAUCCGGGGAGCCGACCAAGCUCUUCUGGGGGUGAUGGGUUUGUUAUUGGAAGGGAUGUCGAGUAUCUAGAGCUGGCCGGUAAAACCGAUGGGUAUAUGCCCGGUGAUCUUGUGCUACUUGUUGCUCGUGCGCGUAAUGAGGCCCUCAUUCGCUCUGUCUCGGAUCUCACAUCAACAUCAAAGAUGAUAACUCUUGGAUUAGAGGACUUUGAAAGUGCCUUGAAGGACUUUACUCCGGCAUCUCUUCGCAACGUUACUCUUACCUCGUCAACAACAACAUUUUCCUCUGUUGGUGGUUUGUUCGAAACUCGCAAGAUGCUGUUGGAAACUUUGCAGUAUCCUACAAAGUAUGCCCCGAUCUUCGCACAGUGCCCAUUGCGACUGCGGUCCGGUUUACUCCUAUAUGGAUUCCCUGGUUGCGGUAAGACAAUGUUGGCCAGCGCAGUGGCUGGCGAGUGUGGUUUGAACUUCAUCAGUGUCAAGGGUCCCGAGAUUUUGAACAAAUACAUCGGAGCCAGUGAAAAGAGUGUGCGCGAUUUGUUCGAGCGAGCCCAAGCCGCUCGCCCUUGCGUCCUCUUCUUCGAUGAGUUCGACAGUAUCGCACCCAAGCGUGGCCACGACUCCACCGGUGUCACGGAUCGUGUUGUCAACCAGCUGUUGACACAAAUGGACGGCGCGGAAGGUCUCUCGGGCGUUUACGUGCUAGCAGCAACGUCACGACCUGACUUGAUUGAUCCUGCGCUCCUUCGACCUGGCCGUCUCGACAAGUCCCUGCUUUGCGGUAUGCCCAACCAUGCAGACCGUGUUGAUAUCAUCCGCUCAGUGAGUGAAAAGCUCAAGAUGAGUGACGAGGUCACGUCUCGUCUAGGUGAUAUCGCCGCCGAGACCGACGGAUUCUCCGGUGCAGACCUGCAGGCUGUCGUAUACAACGCCCAUCUCGAGGCCGUCCAUGACGCCCUGGGUGAUCGUUCUACCGACACAGCCAAGCCCAGUGCCAAAUCCAACUCCGCUAGUGCUUCUAGCAAAUCCUUCAUCCAGUUCCUCUACUCUUCUUCAGAGGAAGCAUCCGGGUCUGUCUCCAUGCCAGCUCCGGCAGUGAUUUCAGCCAAACUGGAAGCAAUCAAGAACUCGCGCCGCCGCCAGCGCCAACUCGAGCAGGGACCUUCCGGUACGAACGCCGUGGCCCCGGUGGCUAACGGCACUGAACCUGAUGCAGACGAGCUGCGUGAGGAUAUCAUUGUCCGCUGGGAGCAUGUCGAGCGCUCAUUGGCUACCACGCGUGGUUCUCUUCCUCCCGCAGAGCGUAGACGUCUUCAGGGAAUUUACCGUGAGUUUGUCGCGGGCCGAAAUGGUGAGAUGCCUAACGGUGAGGCUGCCAACGAGAUUGGAGGCCGAACAAGUCUGAUGUGA
Molecule: messenger RNA, 3642 nt
Organism: Penicillium verrucosum
Lineage: Eukaryota; Fungi; Ascomycota; Eurotiomycetes; Eurotiales; Aspergillaceae
Gene: pex1
Product: AAA family ATPase peroxin 1
Exons: 4
Coding region: 1-3642 (1213 amino acids)
Biological process (GO): protein import into peroxisome matrix
Cellular component (GO): cytosol; peroxisome; peroxisomal membrane
Molecular function (GO): ATP hydrolysis activity; ATP binding
Source: RefSeq, a predicted model, not a curated record